This is a messenger RNA of Podarcis raffonei (Aeolian wall lizard), 2047 nucleotides long. RefSeq names its product chromobox 1 (gene CBX1). Gene Ontology annotation, biological process: chromatin organization; negative regulation of transcription by RNA polymerase II. The record is from RefSeq and is a predicted model, not a curated record. Lineage: Eukaryota; Metazoa; Chordata; Lepidosauria; Squamata; Lacertidae. The transcript is spliced from 5 exons. The coding region runs from base 246 to 803 and encodes 185 amino acids. Gene Ontology annotation, cellular component: nucleus; pericentric heterochromatin. Gene Ontology annotation, molecular function: chromatin binding.
GAGCAUGCGCAGUGCGUCUCGGCGGGCCGAAGGGGUUGCAGCGCUCUUUUGUUUGGCGGAGGUGGAGCGAACGCGGGAGGCCCGUUGUCCAACCGUCGCUCUGUUCUGCUUUGAAACGAGACCGGCUCGCUCCGUGCGCCGCUCGCGCCGUCCUUCUCUCUCCCGCCCGUUUGUUUUUAUUUCCCCUCGUGCGUUGUUGGCGGGGCUGAAGAAGCCUCCUUAAAACUGCAAAGCUGGCGAGCACAAUGGGAAAAAAGCAGAACAAGAAGAAAGUGGAGGAGGUCCUAGAAGAGGAGGAGGAGGAGUAUGUGGUGGAGAAGGUCCUUGACCGGAGGGUGGUGAAAGGGAAAGUGGAGUACCUGCUCAAGUGGAAAGGCUUCUCAGACGAAGAUAACACGUGGGAGCCAGAGGAGAACCUCGACUGCCCUGACCUCAUUGCGGAGUUCCUGCAAUCCCAGAAAACGGCACAUGAGAGUGACAAGUCAGAGGGAGGCAAGCGCAAGGCAGAAUCUGAUUCAGAGGAUAGGGGGGAGGAAAGCAGACCAAAGAAAAAGAAAGAGGAGGCUGAGAAGCCUCGAGGCUUUGCAAGAGGGUUUGAACCAGAGCGGAUUAUUGGUGCCACAGACUCCAGUGGAGAGCUCAUGUUCCUGAUGAAAUGGAAGAACUCUGACGAAGCUGAUCUGGUCCCUGCCAAGGAAGCAAAUAUCAAGUGCCCGCAGGUGGUCAUCUCGUUCUAUGAGGAAAGGCUGACAUGGCACUCCUAUCCAUCAGAAGAUGAUGACAAGAAGGAUGAGAAGAACUAACCUGCCUCCCCUUCUGUCCCUAUCCUUCCUAUGGCCGACUUUUGUAUUAAAUCAUCAAACUGUGGGUUUGAACAUGAGUGAGAAAGUGAAGAGGCGGCUGUGGAAGAUGCUCUCUGUAGAAACCGGACAAUUUCUAUGCCCCUGACAACUAGGUGUGACAACACGCUGUCCCCUUUCUUAUCAUAUAUACAUGAGGAAAGAGGAGAGAAUUGGUGAGUUCCCAGCUGUUCUUUGCUUUUGGGGGGGGGGUGAAGCAAAAAUAACUAAAAAUAAUAGAGUUGGAACAGGCUGCCAAAAGGGAUAGCAGGCAGAGGCUGUGUGUUCUUCAGAGACCAUCUCUGUGAUCUACAGCCUUACUCCCCAAUAGUGUUAAUUGCAUUUUUACAGAUUAGCAUGCAUGUAGUUUUUCUUUCUUCCUUUUGCUAUUAUCGGUGUAUCGUUGGGGUGGGAAGGGAGGGUGCAUUCUGAUUGAUUUGGGGAGGGCCAGUUCAUGGUAUCUGUAUCCAGAAUUGCAAUUCUUACAAAAUACAUGCCUCCUGCUGCAAGUGGAAUUGAUGACUCCUGCAAGGCUGGAGCUUAUGUGUCUAAGUGUUAAAAGUUACAAUUUGAUUGCAACCAUGAAUACAGUCACCUUCCAGAAUUAUUACUGCGGGAAUUGGAAAGGAGGCAGCUUCUUCAUAUUUUGCCCUCUAGUCAUAGUGAGGGCACUCUGCCCCCAAACCAUGUGACAAUUUUUUUUAGUACCUCUGCAUCUUUUUUCUUCUAAUCAACCAGAAACUGAGGGUUUUUAGCCUCUCUCUCCCCCCCCCUCGCUGUAUGUAUGUGGCAUUUUAGACAUCCUUUUAAUUAAGGGGAAGGAAAGUAGGGGUGAAAUCUACCCCCUACAGCACAAGGUAGUAGUAGGUUUCAGAAUAUUCUGUAAACAACUAUCUUCUGUUCAGACUUGGGCAUUUAUGAUUGCUUCCCUUGCUCUAGUCCUACCCAUUUCAUUUUUAAGCUAAUGAUACUUUGUUCUUCCAAAGGACAAUUUUACCUCUGACAUUCAAACACCCCACAAGCCACUGACCCCCCCAUUCAUCCUUUGUGUGGGGGGGGUGUGGUAUGUACGUAGAAGUGUACAAACCUUUUUUAAAAAAAACAAAGCAUGGUUAGGUUUCUGUGAAAAUGUUGUCUAAAACUCAAGUGUUUGGAUUUUAACUUCAUACUGAACUGUCUUUUUGUCUCAAUAAAACUUUAGAUUUAUA